This is a messenger RNA of Manihot esculenta (cassava), 1580 nucleotides long. Its product is annotated as flavonol 7-O-beta-glucosyltransferase UGT74F1. The coding region runs from base 57 to 1463 and encodes 468 amino acids. NCBI's taxonomy places the organism in Eukaryota, Viridiplantae, Streptophyta, Magnoliopsida, Malpighiales, Euphorbiaceae. The record is from RefSeq and is a predicted model, not a curated record. Gene Ontology annotation, molecular function: UDP-glycosyltransferase activity. The transcript is spliced from 2 exons.
CAUUAACCACUAUAAAAACAAAACAAGAGAGUCCAGAAAUUGUUGCAGAACCAAAAAUGGAGAAAGAAGGAGAGAAAGCCUACAGAGCUCACUGUAUAGUAAUACCUUAUCCAAGCCAAGGCCACAUAAACCCCAUGUUUCAAUUCUCCAAACGCAUACAACACAAAGGAGUUAAAGUCACUUUUGUUAAUACUCGCUUUAUUUCCAAAACCAUCACCCACACACCAUCAUCCACCACUUCCAUCGCUCUCGAAACCAUAUCAGACGGCUACGAUGAAGGUGGCAUAGGUCAAGCAGAGAGCAUCCAGGUCUACCUGGAUACAUUCAAGAAGGUGGGUUCUCAAACGCUUUCAAAUCUUGUUGAGAAGCUAAAUGCCUCUGGCUUUCCUGUAAAUUGCAUUGUUUAUGAUGCUUUUAUGCCUUGGUGUCUGGAAGUUGCCAAGAAAUUUGAGUUGCUUUCUGCUGUUUUUUUCACACAAUCUUGUGCUGUUAAUAUCAUAUAUUAUAAUGUUUUUCGAGGGCUGAUCAAACCUCCUCUUAAGGAGAAUGAUAUCUUCUUAUUAGCUCCUGGAUUGCCUCCUCUUGAAGUUCAAGAUCUGCCAUCUUUCGUUCAUCACUAUGGAUCUUAUCCUGCAGCCUUUGACAUGCUUGUAAAUCAAUUCUGCAAUAUUGAUGAAGCUGAUUGGGUUCUCUGCAACACGUUUUAUGAGUUGGAACCAGAGGCGGGAGAUUGGCUGGCGAAGCUCUGGCCAUUGAAGACAAUUGGACCAACUAUACCAUCCAUGUAUUUAGACAAGCAAUUCCAAGAUGACAAAGACUAUGGUUUCAGUAUCUUUAAACCAAACAAUGAAGCCUGCAUGAACUGGCUCAAUCAUAAGCCGAAAAGGUCAGUUGUGUAUGUGUCUUUCGGGAGCCUGGCGGCUCUAGGAGCUGAGCAAAUGGAAGAGCUGUGUUGGGGUUUAAAAGCGAGCAAUUGUUAUUUCUUGUGGGUAGUAAGAGCAUCUGAAGAAGCUAAAAUCCCAGAAAACUUUGUAGAGGAAACUUCAGAGAAGGGCUUGGUGGUGAAAUGGUGUCUACAGCUAGAGGUCUUAGCAAAUGAAGCAGUGGGAUGCUUUCUCACACACUGUGGUUGGAACUCAACGUUGGAAGCUUUGAGUCUGGGCGUGCCAAUGGUGGCAAUGCCACAAUGGACAGAUCAAAGCACCAACGCCAAGCAUAUUAUGGAUGUUUGGAAGGUGGGAAUUAGAGUUCCAAUGGGCGAGAAAGGGAUUGUUGAACGAGAUGCCAUAAGAGAUUACGUAAGAGAAGUAAUUGAGGGAGACAGAAGGAAAGAGAUCCAAGAAAAUGCAGAGAAAUGGAGAAAACUAGCCAAAGCAGCAGCCGAUGAAGGUGGAAGUUCCGACAAGAACAUCAAUGAGCUUGUCGGAAAGUUGUUUGGCGAUCCUAAUAAUGAUAGUUUUUAAUCUAUCUCCUUGUACCAAUUGAUUUAGCUCAUAAUAUUAAUGUCAAAAGCUUCCAUAAACAAUAAUCAUAAUAUAAUAUGAUUGAUUGAAAAGAUAUUAUACGAUAGAUUUUUAUUA